This is a messenger RNA of Paramecium tetraurelia, 1895 nucleotides long. RefSeq lists its product as uncharacterized. Gene Ontology annotation, biological process: autophagosome organization; autophagy; protein autophosphorylation. Gene Ontology annotation, cellular component: autophagosome; cytoplasm. The transcript has 4 exons. Lineage: Eukaryota; Ciliophora; Oligohymenophorea; Peniculida; Parameciidae. Gene Ontology annotation, molecular function: ATP binding; protein serine/threonine kinase activity. The record is from RefSeq and is a predicted model, not a curated record.
AUGAAUGCUCUCCUUGGGAAUUUAGGUGGAUCAGAUUAGGCUGUUAUUUAAGCCGCAUACCCUGGAGAGUACGUAAAAUUAACAGGCAUCGGAAGAGGUUCUUAUGCAUAGGUGUACAAAGCAGAAACUGCUGAUGGACAAGUAGUGGCUAUAAAAGUGAUCGACUUAAAAAAUAUGCAAAAGGAGAUCAUACCUUACAUGUAAAACGAGAUGAAAUUGUUAUCAGAGAGUGACAACAAAAAUGUGAUUAAAUUAUUUAAAAGUCAAUAAACUCACGAUAAAUUGAUAUUAGUUCUGGAGUUUUGUUAAUUAGAUGUUGAAUAUUUGGUGAAAAGGUAUUACAAAGGCAAAUUGCCAGACGACUUGGCGAUAAUUAUUUUGAGAUAGCUUGUAAAUGGAUUGUGUUAUUUGCAUGCGAAUAAGAUCAUUCACCGAGACUUGAAGUUAGAAAACUUUGCUAUUCACAUGUCAAACGACGAUUAGGUUGCCUUGUAGACUAGAAAUGAUCUCUCAGUAUUCGAAAGAGCAACCUAUAAAUUGAUUGAUUUAGGAUUAGCCAAGAAGUUGGAAGACCUUUAGUCGUAAACAAGUACUUGGGCAGGAACUGAAUUAAACAUGGCUCCUGAGAUUUUAAACGAAUAAAAGUACUCAUUCCAAGCUGACAUGUACAGUCUCGGAGUCUGCUUGUACUACAUGUUGUCUGGUAAAUAUCCUUAUUUUGAUCCAACAAAUCGAACUCCACUUUAAGAUUUAAUUAAGAAGGAGAAUGCUGAUUUUAAUCACAUUGCUAAUCUUUAAUUGAGGAGUCUCAUAAUAAGAAUGCUUAAAUACGAUCCAAAACAAAGAAUUACAUUUUAGGAAUUAUAUUAACAUGAAUUUUUUAAGUUCAAAGAAGGAGAUCUAUCUAAUCCAAUCGAUUUAGAAUUAAAAGAGAAUUAAAUCAUUUAUUCAUAAAAAUUUGAUGAGUCAAUUUUGGAUUAUGGUCAACAAAAAUAAUAAAUUGAAGAUAAUCAAGUUAAAUUUGAUAGCAAAAGUGAUGUUAAGAAAGUCCUUAAAGAAGAUAAAUAAGAAUAAAUGGACAAUUACAUCAAAGAUUUAAAUUCUGAAGUCUUUCCACAAAUUCCUAUUCAACCCAAAAAUAAUAUUCCUACCAAAAUAUAUGAUAACUCAAAAAAAGAGGACGAUUAAAUUAUGCAACUUUAUAAUACAAGAAAUUAAUACCUAGCAAUUUUGAAAUUAGCUGAUUAUAUCGAAUAAUUGAUACCUCUAGUUAAAUAAAGCAAGCUUAGUUACAUGUCAAUGGAAUCGACGUUUAACAUGUACGUUGAAUAUCUAAGGAUGGUCUCUAAACAAAUAUUCAUAAAGUUAUAACACAGAUUCUCUUUCUAUUAACCUACUUUAGGGUCUUAUGAUAGGUAUUCACUAUUGGAAAAAUAAGUGAAAGGAGAAGAUAAAAAAAGACUUGAUAAUAUUACUGUUAGGGAAGGAGCCAGCACUGGAUUAAUUUCAUGGUUCAGGAAGAGUGUCAUGAAAUAAAUACAAUGCGAACCCAACGACUCCCUGGACUUUAAUAAGCAAUACGAAUAAACCAACAUUGAAUUGUACAAAGAAUUAUUGAAGAUGUUGCAAGAUUCAUUUUACAAAUAUAAAGAUGAUAAUGAUUCUGAACUGAAAAAAAUCAAAUGUCUAAUUUACUUAUCAAUGAUAGAUACAGCUAGAUCGAGAGUACUAUUCUAAGUAGAUCAAAAAAAUAUUGAUUAUAAAAUUGAAGAACUACUAUUAAACAAGGCUAAAGAAGAACCAGACAUACUUUCAGAAAAGGUAACCACUAUUUUGGGUUAAUAUAAUUUAAAAUAUGUCUGAUCUAUUUUAUUCCUAUAAAAUUGCAAGUUAUA